UGCCCGUGUACCUGCCGUUCCUCCUUGUUGGGUCCGUAUUUGUGGCAUUUGUUGUUGGCGGUGCCUGUGUUGGAAUUUGCUGCUGCAAGUGCUUAAAAUCCCAGGAUGAGGGGCAGCAAAGUGGACUUGCACCUGGCCAGACUUGGCUACUAGAACCUGAUCUUCCUUCUCGCCUUUCCAGUUCCAGUUGUGCCACCAGAAGCUCCCUGAGUGCUGCUCCUCAGACCAGCAACAUCUGCAUGACUCUAGCUCCAUCCCUUCCCAUCAUUGGGAUGGCUGAAGGUGCUCGGUUCUUGAGUCCUCCACCUACCAGUGGACAACUCUUGCACCCUUCGUGCACUAACCACAGAAUACCAACUGAUCAAAUGGCAAUAAUGGCUCCAGCAUCUUUCCUUAAAAGAACAAUUUACGGACACAGCGCUAACACACCCCCUCUUGGGGUAACACAGGGUGACCAAAUGAUGUACUCGGCAGCUCAUGUCUGA
Balearica regulorum gibbericeps (East African grey crowned-crane) is the source of this 485-nucleotide messenger RNA. The record is from RefSeq and is a predicted model, not a curated record. NCBI's taxonomy places the organism in Eukaryota, Metazoa, Chordata, Aves, Gruiformes, Gruidae.